AUGGAGGAUAUCCAUGUUUUUCCACAGAACUGGCGAUGCGAUAUGGAGUCGUACUAUGACAAAUAUCAGUUCAUAAGGUACUCGAACGAUCCCAGUGGGUCACUUCUGGGAGAUCUAACUCCACUGCUAAGAUCCCAAAAUGUAUCGGAAUCUGCGAUCAGCUACAUUUCGGAGUCGCUUCGUUCCGGACGUACUGCUCACAGCACUGUCAAGUCAGCAGCGCGAGCGUUUCUUGAAGAUCGAAUUCGGCAGAGCCCAUAUCUUAUGGAACUGAUUGUUCGUCUGUUUUAUUACGAUUACAAACUUCUCCACUAUCCUUUGCCAAAUCUUGAUCAGCUCUCCGGCCGAGACGCUCUUCAAAGUUCUUGA
This is a messenger RNA of Ostertagia ostertagi, 369 nucleotides long. NCBI's taxonomy places the organism in Eukaryota, Metazoa, Nematoda, Chromadorea, Rhabditida, Trichostrongylidae. The record is from the annotation of a GenBank genome assembly.